AUGUCCUUCACUGGUCCGGUCACUGUGGGGGGGCCCAACGUCACCCUCCAUGGAGAUGCUUCAUCCAUCUAUGAGCAGAUUCUAGCCCUUAACCCAUCGUUUGAUGCGAGAACCUUUGAGAACCAUCUCAGCGAGCAUAUCAACGGAGCUUCCGUUGAGCGAAGCGGACCACUGAUGGCCACCAAGGGCAACUGGAACUGCAACAAUGGAGUUUCUGUUGAGCGGUACUACUCUCAGUGUGCCAAUGCUAUCAAUCACUUGAUCACCUUGGGCACUUCGUAUUGCAGUGUUGCCCCGAGCACUUGUGCUCGUCAAUUCUCCCAAGUCAGCGUAUAUUGCCGGGAUAUUGCUGUGGACAUGGGUAUCAUUGUUGGCAAGUGUGGCUCGGAUAACGGCAAUGGUGAUACGCGGGCCAAAGGUAGCCUGCACUUUACCAGCCACUACACCUCACUCACACAGCAAGCCUGCUAA
This is a messenger RNA of Colletotrichum spaethianum, 471 nucleotides long. RefSeq lists its product as uncharacterized. The record is from RefSeq and is a predicted model, not a curated record. The transcript has 3 exons. Lineage: Eukaryota; Fungi; Ascomycota; Sordariomycetes; Glomerellales; Glomerellaceae. Bases 1 to 471 code for a protein of 156 amino acids.